UUGUAAUAUAUCUGUGAUAUUCCUGUGGUACUACUAUCAUAUUUCUGCAGUAAUACCUGGCUUUCCUGUAAUAGUCCUGUGGUCCUUUUGUAAUAUUUUUGUGGUAUUCCUGUAAUAAUUUUGCAGGGUUUUUUAUGGUAACACUUAAUUCGCUAUAUUACUGCAAGAAAACAGUAGUUUUUCUGUCAUAAACCUGUGGUAUUACUAGCAUACUUGUCAUAAUCUUAAAAAUGUUACAAAUACAAAAAUGUGACACACAAUACUACAUCUGCCAUAUUACAUUUCAACAUUUAUUCACCAUGUGUAACAACAUCAUCUGUGUACACUACAAAGUAGGGUAUAUGACACAAUAAAACAAUAUAAGGCACAAUUAAACAAAGCAUGAAAAUGCUAAUUCACAGUAUUCAAACAUUAACAUCUCACAAUUAAGCUUUCGCUCAUUUGUUGUGAACAGCCUCUCUCAGGGAUCCUGUGUCCACAUUAGGGAAAGCAUUGUCUCGCGUAGCCAGAGCUUCAGACUGACAGCUUAAAGGGGUGGUUUACUGCGAUUUCACUUUUUUCAUUUUAAAUAGUGUGUAAUGUUGCUGUUGGUGCAUGAACAGUAUCUGCAAAGUUGCUGUGCUGAAAGUUCAACGUAAGCGGAGAUAUGGUCUUUUAAAAAUCAGGAAGUUCAAUGCCUACAAAAACGACUCAUAUGGGACUACAACGAGAUACUUCCCGGGUUGCAUACGAAAUAAACCCAUCAACCCCUCCCUCCAGAACAUGCAAACAAGGGGGCAAGGCCAUGUAAUGCGGCUUUGUCGAAGAGGAUGAGUUAUAGUGGAGAGUUGUAGCUAUUUUCACCGGACGCUGUAGUUCGUCACAAUUGUUCCUGACAAUUACAAUCCUAAUUUAGCUCUCUGUGCUGCGCAUUUUACGGAAGACAGCUUCCAGAAUCUACACGAAUUCAAUGCCAGAUUCACACAGAAACUAUUACUAAAACAUGGAGCAGUUCCAACUUUAAAACCAGAGGCAGCAGUUGUAGAGCCACAACCUAGAGUGCGUGUCUCCCUCUCGCUGCUCGCUGCGCAUCACUCAAAAUGUCUGAGGACGACAGUGCAUGCGCAUUUCUCAUGCAUAAUGCACACACCUACUGACGACUCCAGGAAAAUGCAGACAUCAAUGAACGUGUGGAUGGCAGCGCUGAUUGUGGUUCUAAUGCAGUAAGUGUCAAUUCUGGAGGAGGUUAUAAUUGCACAUGUGCAGUUGGCUACAUUUCCAGUGAUGGAAGAGAGAUGUUUAAUCCAGGACAAGGAGUUCAGUGUAUUGACAGAGAUGAAUGCAGUGAUGAUCCCAGUGUUUGUGGAAAACAUACAACAUGUCAUAACACUGGUGGCGGUUACUACUGCAUCUGUGCUGCUGGAUUCAGAAACUAACUUCACUGAUACAAGUGAACUCUGCCAGAGUGUAUGUGACGUUGAUAAAUCUAUAUGUGGAGGAGGAGUCUGCAAAAACAGCAAAGACGGUCAUGAAUGUGUGUGCAGCUCAGGAUUCACCAACUAUGGUCACAAACAAAUGAAAUGCACAGAGCAUAAGUGUGACAGAUUAUUAAGUGAGAGCAAAGCAUCUCCGGCAUCACCAGAGCUCACAAAACUCACCUCUUUGAUGAACAGCAGCUGUCUGGUACUGAGUCAGAGCGAAUCUGUCUGGAAUAAUACACAAGUGAAUGGAGAAAAACUUUUGGAGGCAUUUCUGAGUGAUCUAGAUUAUCUGCUUCAUGGUGGCUUCAAUGAUAAUGAUAUAGUCUCAGCAUUGUUUAGGAUUGUGGUAAUCUUACUAAAACUGACCGGACAUCUGCUGUCAGCAAGCCGGACCAGGAAAAUAAGCACUAAAGCUGAUGUGGAGCUGUUAGUAAAGAGGGGCAAUUCUCCUCCUGAGGGUCAUUUCAUGAUGAAUAUCAGUGGAGCACAAUUGACCUCCAACUGGGACACAGCAACAGGAAAUACAUACCUCGGCUUUACAACUGCAGCUCUCCUCAGCUACAAAGGUCUGGAUGAAUCACUCAACUGCUGUUUUAACCAUUUAGAGACACAGCAAAAGCAAACUUUCAAGAUCAAUUCAAAAGUAGUAACUGCCACUUUUAGUAACUAUGAGACAACCAACCUAAAGAAACCAAUAAAGCUCACGUUUUCUCACCUGACGAAAAAGAAUGAGAAGCAUAUGUGUGUGUUUUGGGAUCCUGAACUAGACGGGGGCGCCUGGUCAACACAUGGCUGCACUACAGUGAGAUCCACUGCCGAUCAGACCGUCUGCUCCUGUUAUAAGCUCGGCAGUUUUGCUGUGCUGACGGCUCUCUGUGACACUGGGGAUUGUAGGCCUACUCUUAACUUUUGUCAGCGUGGCAGCAAAUCUUAAACUCGUCAUAGAAGUGAAAAUUCUAAGCCCAAAAGUAGGCGGGGUGAAGUAAAUGAACAGAGCUCUUUUCCAUUCUCAAUAGCUGAGAUGCCCUUGAGCAAGGCAACUAACCCCCAAUUUCAAAUGGCUGCAGCACCACUGCUGUGUGUGAAUGGGAUAAAUGCAGAAGACAAAAUCAGAGUAUUGAAGGAUCUAAGGAUCCUCAAAUGCAAAAUGUGUGUUUUGCUUCAAGAGAGCAUACAUUUGUUGUGUUUUACUUCAUUUAUUUUAUAUUAAUUCAUUCAUUUAUGAUAAUUUAUCAUUUAAUUAUUUUAUUUCAUUUAAAAAUAUAAUCAUUUCUAAUAAUCAUUUAAGCCAUUUAU
Onychostoma macrolepis is the source of this 2756-nucleotide messenger RNA. RefSeq names its product adhesion G protein-coupled receptor E3. The transcript has 11 exons. NCBI's taxonomy places the organism in Eukaryota, Metazoa, Chordata, Actinopteri, Cypriniformes, Cyprinidae. Bases 1264 to 2394 code for a protein of 376 amino acids. The record is from RefSeq and is a predicted model, not a curated record.